CGGAUGAUAACAGAGGGUCACUCAAUCGAAAUAUCAGAAAAAUACUUUUGGUCAGAUUCCCGAACAGUCCUUAGCUGGAUCAACUCAGACCACCGUAAGUACAAACAGUUCGUUGCAUUCAGAGUAGGAGGAAUCCUAGAAGAGACAGAGACAACGAACUGGAGAUGGCUGCCCAGUAAAGAAAAUGUGGCAGAUGAAGCCACAAAAUGGAAUAACAAAUGCGAAUUCCAUUCUCAGAGCCGAUGGUAUAGCGGACCACGGUUUUUGUACGAUUCGUGCAAUGAAUGGCCAGGGAAACCUGUUAACUUAGAACCGGUAACUGAAGAAAUGAGACACGUUCAUCUACAUCAGGAAGAAAAAGCAGACUUUCAAAUAAACGUUUCAAGGUUCAGUAGCUGGAAUAGACUUCUGCGAACCAUGGCGCAAGCAAUCAGAUUUAUUCGAGAAAGAAUUUUGAAAGUAGAGAAGUUUGGCGUCACUAUACGAGCAGUUCACUUGGCAGAAGCAGAAUGUUAUUUAAUGAGGAUGUGUCAAAGUGAAUUAUUUUCUGAAGAAAUUGCUACUUUGAAAUAUAGCAAAACCCAAAUAACUGUCGUCUGCACAUCGAGUCCAAUCUACAAACUUUCUCCAUAUCUGGACGACAAAGACGUCUUGCGAAUGAGAGGACGGAUAGAUGCAGUAUCGGGAGUACCUCUGUGCACAAAACGUCCUAUAAUUUUACCAAGAGAACACAGCAUAACCCGUCUAAUUGUUUUCGACUGCCACGAACGAUUCUGUCACAAGAAUAACGAAACAGUCAUUAACGAAAUCCGCCAGAGAUUCUAUAUACCUAAACUUCGCGUCUUAUUGAGAAGUAUAAUUUCCAAAUGUCAACAUUGUAUGAACAACCGGUGCACCCCCGAGCCCCCGCUUAUGGGCGACCUACCACACGCACGACUUCAAACCUUUACAAGACCAUUUUCCUUUAUAGGGAUAGACUAUUUUGGACCACUCUAUGCAAAAAUUGGGAGACGUUCAGAAAAACGCUGGGGGGUGUUAAUAACUUGCCUUACAGUGCGAGCUGUGCACAUCGAAAUAGCUUCGAGCUUAUCUGCAGACUCUUGCAUAAUGGCUAUCAAACGUUUCAUUGCAAGAAGAGGUUGGCCGCUCGAAAUAUUUAGUGAUAAUGGGACUAACUUUCGAGGUGCAAGCGUAGAACUAAAAGAAGCAGUGAAUAAGAUCGACAUCGAUAAAAUAGCUACCGCCUUCGUUAGACCAAAUCUUAAGUGGAAUUUUAAUCCACCGUUAUCACCACACAUGGGGGGGAGUUGGGAACGAUUGGUUCGUUCCGUAAAAGUUACUCUUAGUCAUAUAUCCCCCACAAGAAACCCUUCCGAUGAGCUUUUAGGUACAAUGAUGUCUGAGGUAGAGAAAAUAAUAAAUACACGACCCCUUACUUAUGUUCCAAUAAAUAGCGAUGAAGACGAAGCAUUGACCCCGAAUCAUUUUUUGUUGGGAACAUCCAACGGUGACAAACUGGCAGGAGAGAUUACGGAUGAUUCAGCUAUACUCCGAAAGAAUUGGCACAUCAGCGAGCAAUAUGCUAACCGAUUUUGGCAACGAUGGGUGGACGAAUAUCUACCAGACCUAACUAAAAGAACAAAAUGGUUCUCAACACCUAAAUCAGUAAGCGUUGGUGAUGUCGUAAUAAUAGUCGACCCAGCUUGCCCAAGAAACACUUGGCCCAAAGGCCUCAUUAUCAAAACCAACCCUGGUAAAGAUGGCAUAGUAAGAAGUGCGGUCGUAAAAACACAAAACGGUGUCUACACCAGACCAACAGCCAGGUUAGCUAUUCUAGAUGUUGGCAGGUUUGGCGAUGAUGGAAAGCCAGUUUCAUGAACCAGCUUACCAGGGGGCAGUGUUGCCAAACCUGGCAACGCCUAUUGUGCGGCUAGAAGCUAAGCUGCUGGCAAUUGUCAAAAAAAGUUGACCGCCGCCAUCUUGUUUCCGGAUUUCACUAUUUUUGCCACGAGUCAUUCUUUCUUCUUCACCACCGCCAUAGUUGCGCACCGUAAAAAACACACUAAAUUGAAUAAAAGUUUCUUAUCCAAAAAAGAGAAAUCUAACAAUUUAUUACCACGGGCAGUCGCAACA
Molecule: messenger RNA, 2133 nt
Organism: Episyrphus balteatus (marmalade hoverfly)
Lineage: Eukaryota; Metazoa; Arthropoda; Insecta; Diptera; Syrphidae
Exons: 2
Coding region: 4-1878 (624 amino acids)
Biological process (GO): DNA integration
Molecular function (GO): nucleic acid binding
Source: RefSeq, a predicted model, not a curated record